This is a messenger RNA of Oryzias melastigma (Indian medaka), 3317 nucleotides long. RefSeq names its product acyl-CoA oxidase 3, pristanoyl (gene acox3). NCBI's taxonomy places the organism in Eukaryota, Metazoa, Chordata, Actinopteri, Beloniformes, Adrianichthyidae. The transcript is spliced from 19 exons. Gene Ontology annotation, cellular component: peroxisome. Gene Ontology annotation, biological process: lipid homeostasis; fatty acid beta-oxidation using acyl-CoA oxidase. The coding region runs from base 170 to 2248 and encodes 692 amino acids. Gene Ontology annotation, molecular function: pristanoyl-CoA oxidase activity; FAD binding; fatty acid binding. The record is from RefSeq and is a predicted model, not a curated record.
AAAUUUAAAAAGGAAGUUAGGUCAUUGUCGUAACAAAAAACAGGAAGUUUAUAAACUUGGAUAACUCGGGUGAUUUGGGAGUCAUUGGAGUCACAGUUUGUUAACAGAGUGGUAGUGUAUCGAGAGUAGCAGUGGACCAGUAAGGUGUAGCUCCUGUAGCCUGAAGAAGAUGAAGUACCAAAUAGCAGACUUCCCCAGCGGGCCACUGGAUGUUUAUAGGAAGAAGGCUUCCUUCGACUGGAAGGAAAUGCUCCGCUUCAUUGAUGAAGAUGAAGUCCUCCAGUUCAAGGACUACAUCUUCAAGACUCUGGAGAACGAUCCUCUGUUUGCCCGUCAGCCAGGAGAAGACGUCUCUUUAGAGAAAGCAAGAGAGUUGAACUUUCUCAGGGUGAAGCAACUUUUUCGCUACAAUUUCCUGACAAAUGAAGAAGCGAUGGCGAACCCCUGGAAACUGAUAGUCCUGGAGGACUGCCUCGGCAUGUACGACUGGUCCUGCCUCGCCAAGUUCUUCCUUAACAAAGCAAUGUUUGGCGGAACCAUUGCUAAUUCAGGGUCAAGCAGACAUAAAAAAUUUGUUGAAAGCACCGAAGACAUGACGACCUUUGGCUGUUUCGCACUGACUGAGCUGAGUCAUGGCAGCAACACCAGAGCCAUGAGGACCACAGCCACUUAUGACCCAUCCACCCAGGAGUUUGUGAUCAACUCUCCAGACUUUGAGGCAGCCAAGUUCUGGGUGGGAAACAUGGGGAAGAAUGCCACCCACACUGUGCUGUACGCCCAGCUCUACACACCGGACCAGGUCUGCCACGGCCUUCACUCCUUUGUCGUGCCGAUCAGAGACCCAAAGACCUUGCUGGCGUUGCCGGGGGUUGUUGUUGGAGACAUGGGAAAGAAACUGGGCCAGAACGGACUGGAUAAUGGGUUUGCGAUGUUCCACAAUGUGAGGAUCCCGCGGGAAAACCUGCUGAACAAGACGGGAGACGUUACCCCUGAUGGACGCUACAUGACUCCGUACAAGGACCCCAACAAGCGCUUCGGGGCCUCUCUGGGGGCCCUGUCUGGGGGCCGCGCAUACAUCGGCAGGAUGGGUGUGGUUAACUUAAAGCUGGCUCUGAUUGUAGCCAUCCGCUUCUCAGCCACCAGGAGGCAGUUUGGCCCCAAAGACACAGAGGAGAUUCCAGUGCUGGAGUACCAGUUACAGCAAUGGCGUCUCAUCCCAUACCUGGCAGCAGCUUACGCUCUGGAGUUCUUCACCAAAUCUGUCUUCAUAAACUUUGUGGAGUUCCAGGUGGGACAGAUGAUGAAGGACAAGAGUGACAGACAGGAGGAGUUGGGCCGGGAGAUCCACGCCAUCACCAGUUCCUGCAAACCUCUGGGUUCCUGGACGGCUCAGAGGGGGAUCCAGGAGUGCAGGGAGGCCUGCGGAGGACACGGAUUCCUCGCCAUGAACCGACUCGGCAGUCUGCGUGACGACAACGACCCAAACUCCACAUAUGAGGGAGACAACAACGUGUUGCUGCAACAAACCAGCAACUACCUGCUCAGCUGUUUCCAGGCCAAACGGCACAACGCCGUCCACAUUCAGUCUCCUCUUCACUCUGUGGACUUUUUGGACGAUUAUCAGGACAUCCUGAAGAGCAGAUUUACAGCAGAAACGAUGGAGGAGUGUCUGAGCUUACAAGUGCCUCUUGAUGCCUAUAAGUGGCUGGUCUGUUUCCUGCUGGAGGAGAGUCAGAAGAGGCUGGAGCGAGAGAGAGCUGCAGGGAGAGACGAGUUUGAGGCUCGGAACAACAGCCAGGUUUACUUCUGCAGGUCUCUGGCCAUCGCCUACAUCGAGCACUGCUGUCUGCAGAGAUGUCACCAGCUGGUCUCAGAUCAGGACACGCCGGCUGCUCUCAGAGCCGUUCUCAGCAAGCUCUUCUCCCUGUACGGACUGUGGAGCCUCAGCAGCCACAUGGCCACGCUGUACCAGGGUGGAUAUUUGAAUGGAAGGAGGCCUGCAGAUCUGCUGCAGACGGCCAUCCUCACGCUCUGCUCUCAGCUGAAGGAUGAUGCAGUUGCUCUGGUGGAUGUCUUGGCGCCGCCCGACUUCAUCCUCAACUCCCCGAUUGGCAAAGCGGACGGACAGCUCUACAAAAACCUGUGGUCGGCGGUUCUGCAGAACAAUCAGGUGCUGGAGCGCCCCUCCUGGUGGAAAGAGUUCUGCUCGGACAAACCUGUGGUGGGAUCGCUGCGCUCAAACCUGUAGAUCUUCAUUAGAUGUUCCUGCUCAGUAUCUCUGAAUUCACUGAACUUGUGUCCAAACUGUGUGAAGGUUACUGUCAGUUUAAGAGCAGAUACUCACAAGACUGCAGCAAAGUUUCUGACCGUAAACAAUUAUCAGCAGAUUAUUUGAUAAAGAAAAUGACCCUGAAUCAGAUGUGGUAAGCAUUUUCUGACUUUUGAAUGAGCGUUUUUUAAAGUACCGAAUGAAUUCUCUUAACACCAGUUCUUGAAGGUGGAUUCAUAAGAAGACGAACCAUGGAAUUGUUCUGCUUUUACAGGGACUGACCUGUUUCUGUACCACCAUUUCAAAGCUCCAUGUAGCUUCAGUCAGAGCUGAGACUUCAGGAGUUUAAAGUACAGCCAGAAUUUCUGUGUGAAGACCAACUUCAUUUUAAUGUAAGUGAACCGCAUGAGUGGCCUUCGAAGGACCUGAAGCACUUUGAGUUCAGGCUACUUUAAAUCCAAGUGUGUGCGCUUUAGUGUAUAAAAUGAUGAGUUUGCACAUUGUCACUUUUGCACAAGAACAUUCAUUCGUCUGGUUUGACCGGAACUUUAUUGUUUGAUUCAUGUGAAUUUUAAUCACUUCCUCAUGUCAGAUGUAACACGUCCCCAACUUUGCUUUCUAGUUCAGUCUUUUCCAUUUUCAUGAUUAAACUUUGAUCUGUCAGAAUUAAAGAACUAAAUGGAAAUGUUUUAAUUUCUUGCUGUUAACUGAAAUAAAUGUCUAUUUUUAAAUAUUUGGAAUAAGGCGAUGAGCUAACAGAGGUUUCUGUGUCCUCUAGUCAGAGAGCUUAAUUUAGAAGUCAUCAGGUGAUUCAUCCAGCAGCUUUCUUGCCUUUUGGAAGGCACUGAGGUGCUUUGCUGCCCCCUGCAGGAUGAAAGGCCUCAUUCAUUUUUCUCAUCUUUGUGUUUUGUCAUAAAUAAAUGUAAUCUAACCAUUUUUUGUAACAAACUCUGACAAAUGUUAGACUCCCAGGGUUUUUGUCAAAGACUUUAAUAGACUCAAAGGUUUUCUUUUUAUUGGAAAAUUGAUUAAAGAUGGAUUCCGCCUC